Molecule: messenger RNA, 762 nt
Organism: Prunus armeniaca (apricot)
Lineage: Eukaryota; Viridiplantae; Streptophyta; Magnoliopsida; Rosales; Rosaceae
Source: the annotation of a GenBank genome assembly
AUGGAUUCAAAAUCUAAUGACUCGAAAGCUCAACCUCCUGCUCAAGAUUCUGGUGUUGAACAUUCUACUGCUGCUGCUGCCUCUGGUCAAGAUAAUAGUAAUCAAUAUGCCAAAGCGGUCUCUGGGGUUUUUCAAUCAUUUACAAAAGGUUUGGUUAAUACAUCUCAAAGUGCAGUGAAGGCUGUGCAGGUCAGGGCUCGCCAUCUAGUCUCUCAAAACAAACGAAGAUACCAGGAGGGAGGUUUUGAUUUGGAUCUGACAUAUAUUACUGAAAAUAUAAUUGCUAUGGGUUUCCCGGCUGGAGAUAUAAGCUCUGGAAUUUUUGGAUAUGUUGAGGGCUUUUAUAGAAAUCAUAUGGAAGAAGUGAUCAACUUUUUGGAAACUCAACACAAGGGAAAAUAUAAAGUGUACAAUCUUUGUUCAGAGAGGUUGUAUGAUGCAUCACGAUUUGAGGGGAAGAUAGCCAUGGUGGAAUGUCAAUUACUUGUCAGUGCACCAGUCGAACUCAUAGCAUCAUUCUGUCGAAGUGCUCAUUCGUGGUUAAAGGAGGGCAUUGAAAAUGUUGUUGUUGUUCAUUGUAAAGCUGGUAUGGGGAGGACAGGAUUAAUGAUUUGUAGUCUUCUCUUAUUUCUUAAGUUUUUCCCGACGGCCGAGGAGGCCAUUAAUUACUAUAACCAUAAAAGAUGUAUAGAUGGAAAGGCUCUGGUUCUCCCAAGUGCAUGCUCAGGGGAUUUCGACUUCACAACUGCCCUUAUGGAUUAG